AUCCCAAGUCCCAACCAAUUAAUCAAACACAGUAGUAAAAAUAAUUCAAAAUCAGAACGCCGCGCGCUCUUUUCUUCUUCACGCUCAUUUCCCAGAAUCGCCGAGCCAAUCUCUUUUUUCUCAGAACCACCGCGCCAAGCUCAAGCUCUUCUUUCCCAGAACCGCCGCGCCAAACUUCUUCUUCACAGAUUGCUCUUCCAAGUCUUCUUCACACAUUUCUCCUCUAAGUCGUCUUCUUCUUCUUCAUUACGUAGAAACGAAACUAUGCGAAUUUGCGGUUCAAUACCUGAUGAAAAACGCAAAAUGGGAUGCGAUUUGCAGUACAUCUGAGCGAAUUGCUUACUGCAUUUUGCGAUUUGCAGUACAAUUGGCUGAUCGAGCUUUGCCUGAUUCCAUUUAUUGUUAUUUUUUUGAAGCAAUUGUAUUGUCUUUGACUGCAUCAUGCUUACUUUAUUCUUUAGAUAGAGUAUGUUUGCUAUCCAAUAGGAAUAAGAUUUUAGAGAUCCUCUUCCCCUUGAUUUUAGGUUUAUGACAGGAUUUACCUUUUCAGUGUUUUUUGUUUUUAGGUUCCUCCUGUUUCAGUAUUGAUGCGUGAGAAAGGAACUCAUUUUUUGUAGUUCUUAUCAUAGGUAGCCAGUUUAUUCUCACUUCUGCUGAAAAUGGAAGGCUACCUGCAAAACUUUCCCAACCUAGUGCAUCUUAUUGAUAAUUCUGAUGCAAACUAUGUUUCUGGGCUCAGUACUAUUCUGGUUGCUACGAUACAGGAAACCAAAGAUAGGAUUUCUCAGAUAGAAUACAUCUUCUGCAGUCAACUGUUUCCGAAGUUUCAACUGAAUACACAAAGUCAAAGCCUUCAGAUGAUAUAUUCGGAAGCAAGGGAAGCUGCAGAAGAUGCAUACAAAAAAAAGGAAAAAGACCUGCUACUCCAGAUUAAGAAGCUUCAGUGUCAAAACCAGCAGGUUCUCGAAAAUAAUAAAUCGCUCAAGUUGGAGAAGGCACAGUUUGUCAACAGGGAAAACGAGUCCUGUAACCGCAUUAAUGAACUCCAGGGAGAGUUGAAUCAGAAAACUCUAGAAGCAAAUGAAAGGAAGGAGGUUCAACAAAACCUGCAGAAGCAUCUCGAAUCAAAAUCAUCCCUCUUGCAUAGCUUUGAAAAGACAAAACAGGAGCUUGAAGAAAAAAAUAAAAUGCUUCUGGAAAUGCAAAAGAAGCUGGUGCUUGAUACUGAGGGACUGCAGCAAGAGCUAACCAAGAAGUCUAAGGAAGUUGAUGAUAUGAUGGAGUUGCGAAAUGAGCUUCUCCAGGUAAAUCAAUCAAAAUCCUCUUUAGUUCUGCAGAAAGAAAACCAAUUGAAGGAUUAUGAAGAUAAAACUAAUGCGCUCAUUCUCAAACUUGAGAAAAUGGAGAGUAGAAUUAAUGAGCUGCUAUCAGAACUCACAGACAAGACCAAAGAACUUGAAAAGGGGAAGGAAUUGCAAGAAAAUUUGCUUAAGAAGAUUGAAUUUCAAGCUGCAGAAAUAAUGGAUAAUGAGCAAGUAUUAAAUAAUAAAGAGAAGGAGAAUAGGCUUCUUGCAUCAAAAGUAACGUGUUUGGUUGAACGUGCUGAUGAACUCCAAAAGGAACUUGGACAAAAGACUUCUGAACUUGAGGAGGUUAGAAAAGUGAAAGAUCAAUUACUCCGAAGAAGUGAUUCUUCUAAUCAUGAAAUAGCCAAGAGAGGGAAAGCGUUGGAAGAGCUUCAGGAGGAGAAGAAAAGGCCUCUGGAUAAACAGAAAGGCUUAGGAGACAGAGUUGAUAAGCUUCAGCAACAUCCCCCCGAGGGAAUGAAAGAGACUUCUGAAGGGAUGGAGCAGCAUAUGAAGUUGUUGCAACAGAUUGAAGCUAAAGAUUCUGAAUUGCUUGCAGAAAGGAUGAAAACGAGAGAUGUUAUUGUUUCCAGGAAGAUUCUGCUGUCUCGGCACAAGAGCCUGAUCUCCCAGUACAAUUUUCUCCUCCAAAAAUGCAAUAUUAGUGAAGAAACUCUGCCGCCUCUUGAAGGUGAAAAUGAUGUAAUGGGACACAAUCAGACUCCUGUGCCAUCGUAUGAUAUUGAGAAAAGUACAUUAAAGCCUUCUGAUCUCAUCUGUGAUAUUACAAAACCAGUGGAUGAGCAAGAAGUGUUAGAUGACAAAAAGAAGGCUGUACUAGUUCAGAGGACCAGCCCUGCCUCGCCUAAAACUUCCCGUAUUCUCAUUGCUCCAAAAUGCCCGAGUAGUUCAAAACCUUGUCCCUCAGCUAGUAUGAAACGCCCUCGUUCUUAUUGGAGGGACACGAGGUCCCAUCAGAGCCGUGUGGGACCUGAUCCCCAUGAUGAUUUCCUCGAUACGCCUCUGGAGAAUGUUAGAGAUAAUUUAGGGAAGGCCAUGAAGGUGGUUCAUCCAGAUCUUACUAAAUCGAGAGUGAUUAACAUGCACCUUGAUGACUCUGAUGAUCAAACACAGGACAUUAAUGCUGAUGCUAAAUCAAAUAAGCUUCACAAGUCACCUCCUAGGGCUGCAACAUCAGGUUUUAAGUAUGUGGAACCAGUACGAAAGAAAUCUGAGCGCGAAAGUCUGAAAGGUGUUGAAUGCAAACAAUGCAAGAAAUUCUAUGAUGCUGUUCUCCCUGGCGCCGGUGAAAACCCUGAUACUGAUAAGCAAAGCAGCCGCUGUGAACAUCACAAUGGAGUAUCUAGGCAUCGAUAUAGGUAUGCUCCUCCUUUGACUCCUGAAGGAUUUUGGAACAUCGGAUUUGAAUCUGAAAUGUAGAUUCAUGAGUUUAAUCAUAUAUUGAAUUUACAUACAAA
This is a messenger RNA of Salvia miltiorrhiza (redroot sage), 2824 nucleotides long. Its product is annotated as protein gamma response 1. The coding region runs from base 660 to 2786 and encodes 708 amino acids. The record is from RefSeq and is a predicted model, not a curated record. Gene Ontology annotation, biological process: double-strand break repair via homologous recombination; DNA double-strand break processing involved in repair via single-strand annealing. NCBI's taxonomy places the organism in Eukaryota, Viridiplantae, Streptophyta, Magnoliopsida, Lamiales, Lamiaceae. The transcript is spliced from 3 exons. Gene Ontology annotation, cellular component: site of double-strand break. Gene Ontology annotation, molecular function: damaged DNA binding; double-stranded DNA binding; single-stranded DNA binding.